CUUGUCAUUCAGAUAUCCCUGGAAUUUUAACACGACUAGGAACCAGCCAGCGGAGCACAACAAGGACGUUUUAGGUCAGAACAACAUCCCUCACACAGAGGAACCACCGGAACCACUGCUGGUUGCCGAAAUAGGAACAGGUGGUGAGAAAAGCGGCAGCUACAGACAGCGCAGCAGCAUGCAGAUGUGAAGUCAGACAUCAGAUACCCAGAUCUUCAUUUCUGCGGCGGACAGGUGGGCCGUCUUCUUCAUCCAUUAUCAUCGUUCAUAUAAAUGCUUGUACAUGAGGAGGAGAGGGGAGAAACCCGAAGGAUACCGACAGAUGAGACCCAAAACGUUCCCUGCCAGUAACAGUGGUAACAGCCAGCAGAUGCUGCAGGAAAUACGGAACAGCCUUCGCAACCUGACCAAACCCUCCGACCCUCCAAAAGUAGACCCUGUUGGACAAGCAAAGAUGCUCCCUGAAGAUCCGAGGCACCAGGGGCGCACCAGCACCCCAAAACAUUCAUUGUGGCUACAGGAGAUCCGCAAGUCCUUGGUGCCUUUUGAGCGUAUUGAUCCUACCACUUCUGGCCUUGAUCUUAACACGCAGAUGGUACUGGAACCAUCAAUUGCUGGGUUUGAGGAGGGCCGUCGCGUUCCUUCAGACUACAUGGUGAAGGUAAAUUACCAGGACUCGAUGAGGGAGCAGAUGGCUGCUGCUAACACCAACUCAACAGACCUGAAAGCUCCAGGUCCAUCUCACAUGCAGCAGGUUGUGCUGCGCAGACCAAGUUGGAAAGAAUCCAAAGAGUCCCUCGCUCCUCGAAUGGGUCCCGUGAUGGUGGACGGCAUGAUGUACCGCUCUGACAGCCCUGGACCUCCUCCUGUUUACCCACAAGGCCACUCUGCUAGCAACCAGAGGGUGAACCCUCCGCUGCCUCCUCAGGUGCGGAGUGUCACACCACCUCCGAACCGCAACAGCAUGCCUCCAAUGUCGUCCUGGGAAGGCAAUCCGUCCACCAAGCGGUACUCUGGGAAUCUGGACUACCUUCCUCCGCGGAUGUCUCCAGUCCCCCAGGGCGCCCGGCAGGACAUGUAUCCAAACCCGGCGCCUCAAAAUCAGCGCCCUGCUGCCCAUAAAUUCACCUUUCCUCCCACCUGGACUCAAAAUGGCUCCGCUCAGCCGGACUGCAUGCAGGGAGGCAACCGGCAGCCUCCGCCGCCUUACCCCGUAAACAGCAGACAGGGUUCCAACGAGCCGCAGCCUGCUUCGUCUCCUUCCUACCUAAACGGAGGAAACAUCCCUCAGUCCAUGCUGGCUCCCAACCGGAACAGCCACAACCUCGACAUGUACAACCUGGCACCUCCUCAGACGUGGUCGCAGCCUCCUCUGGCGUCCAGUCAGCCACCACCUGCGUCCGUCACCAACAGCAACCAGGACUUGUCGCCGUCGUGGCAGCACAACAUCCCGGUUCGCUCCAACUCCUUCAACAAUCGACCCGCUCAUUCGUCCAGCACCCAGCCGUCUGCGACCACCGUCACCGCCAUCACGCAGACGCCCGUCCUGCAGCCGGUGAAAAGCAUGCGCGUGACGAAACCCGAGAUGCACACCGCCGUCGCUCCAACGCAUCCACAGCGGAUACAGCAGGUUGCACCUUCGCCUCCUGCGCCUGCAUACCCCGACCCACCACCUGCGGUUUCUCAAGUCGUCGUGGAAACCCCCAGCCAUCAGGGUCCGCCGCCGCCAUAUCCUAAACACCUCCUCCCUUCGCCCGCCCCUCCGGCGUACGCUGGAGGCAGAGACGAGGCUGCCGACGAGAGCGGCGGCGAGAAGGCGUGGGAAAGCAGCGAAAGCUUGGCCGCAGCCGAAAAAAAGAUCACUACGUCGCCCGUCCCGGUCCGCCGCAACAGAGACGAGGAGCGGAGAGGGGAGUCGGGAAGAAUCAACCUGUACUCCCCUCAAGCCUUCAAGUUCUUCAUGGAGCAGCAUGUAGAGAACAUCCUGAAGAAUCACCAGAUGAGGAUCCGCAGGAGGAAGCAGCUGGAAAGCGAGAUGCAAAGGGUGGGUUUGAGCUCAGACGCCCAGGAGCAGAUGCGAAUGAUGCUCUCGCAGAAGGAGUCCAACUACAUCCGCCUAAAACGGGCCAAAAUGGACAAGUCUAUGUUCAAACGGAUCAAGACGCUCGGCAUCGGCGCCUUCGGAGAAGUGUCCCUGGCGAGGAAGGAGGACACGGGGGCGCUGUAUGCCAUGAAGACUCUCCGCAAGAAGGACGUGCUGCUGAGGAACCAGGUGGCUCACGUGAAGGCCGAGCGGGACAUCCUGGCCGAAGCCGACAACGAGUGGGUGGUGCGUCUCUACUACUCCUUCCAAGACAAGGACAACUUGUACUUCGUCAUGGAGUACAUUCCCGGCGGGGACAUGAUGAGCCUCCUCAUCCGGCUCGGCAUCUUCAAGGAGGAGCUGGCUCAGUUUUACAUCGCGGAGCUCACCUGCGCUCUGGAGAGCGUCCAUAAGAUGGGCUUCAUCCACAGAGACAUCAAGCCUGACAACAUCCUCAUAGACAGAGAUGGACACAUAAAGCUGACGGACUUUGGGCUCUGCACUGGUUUCCGCUGGACACACGACUCAAAGUAUUACCAGAGCGGGGAUCAUGUGAGGCAGGACAGCAUGGACUUCAGUAAGGAGUGGGAAGACCCGGCCAACUGUCGCUGCUCCAACCGACUGAAGCCCCUGGAGAGGAGAAAGGCCCGGCAGCACCAGCGCUGCUUGGCCCACUCGCUGGUGGGAACGCCCAACUACAUCGCUCCAGAAGUCCUCCUUCGAACAGGAUACACCCAGCUCUGUGACUGGUGGAGUGUUGGUGUCAUCCUGUAUGAGAUGGUUGUGGGACAUCCUCCGUUCCUGGCGAGCACACCACUGGAGACGCAAAUGAAGGUGAUAAACUGGAAGAGCACGCUGCACAUCCCGCCUCAGUACAAGCUCAGCCCGGAGGCGUCGGACCUCAUCGUCAAGCUGUGCCGCGGCCCAGAGGACCGCCUGGGCAAGAACGGCGCCGACGAAAUCAAAGCUCACCCUUUCUUCAAGAGCGUCAACUUCUCCAGCGACCUGAGGCAGCAGGCGGCGCCGUACAUGCCCACCAUCGCUCACCCGACGGACACGUCCAACUUCGACCCGGUGGAGCCAGAAAAGCUGCGCAAGAGCGACGACGAGAGCAACCACAACGACACGCUGAGCGGUUGGUUCCGCAACGGGAAGCACCCCGAACACGCCUUUUACGAGUUCACCUUCCGCCGCUUCUUCGACGACAACGGCCACCCCUACAGCUGCCCCAAGCCCAUCGAGUCCGAGGGCAGCGACGAGGACGAGGCGGAGCUGGACGGCGCCGAGCAGGACACGCACGGCCCAGACCUGGUGUAUGUGUAGUCGCUCGUCGUAUGCCACGGAAACCUUUUUAUUCUGCAUUCCCUCCCUUUAAAUAUGCAAAUACACCUCAUAUUAUUAACAUGAACACAGUCACAUUAGGCGUGUUUCCAUUACAAAUGUGCUCAAAAACACAAUUACAGCCUUUCCAUUUAAUAAGAAAUGCAAUUAAAAUUGCAUUUCAUGUGUGGAUAAGUUCGUUCAUGCAAUGAGUCAUCAAAAAACACGCCGUGACAUCAUCCCCCAUCAUUCCUGCCAUCAUCUUCAUCGUUUCCUCCAGGAAUAAAAUCCAGAUCAUGUGACUCAUCCUGUAGAAAAACUUUAGUUUUUUCAAAAUUGACGCGAUUCAGCAAAUUAAUUUUCAUAUGCUGAGUGGAAAAAAUGCUGGAAAAACACAAUUUUGGUGUUUCCAUUUAAUGAGAAACGCAUUUGAAUUAUCACUGCACAUGGAAACGGCUCUUUAAGACACAACUAAAACUAUCAGACGACCCUGUAAAAAUAACUCCGAAGACAAAUAGUUUGCAUAUAUUUUUUCUUCCCUUCUUAUAAAAUCUUUCCGUCAUGUUUGUGUUUAGAGUGCGGCUGAUCAUUUUCAACACAAGUUUGUGAUGCGUUUAUCCAAAUGAAGAAGAUGUAAAACUCUAGAUGACUCACAAAUGAGAUAUUAAUAGAAUUCCUACAUAAAAAAAAAAAAAAACUUAAUGUAGGAGAAAGACGUUCAGCAUUCAUAAUGCAACAUGAACUAUUUCAAGGGAAUGCAAAAGAAAAUAUUUUCCCCAUGUCCUCCAGGGGGCGCAGUAGCAUAUAGACUCUUAGUUGGGUGUUUGCUAGAUAAAGCAUUUAAAACCUUGAAUAUAGGAAGAAUAUUUCUGCCGGAUCGCAGCAGGAUAUGAUCGAAAAGCCAGAUUUACACGUUAAAACGGAACUGACCUGGAGUCAGUUUAUCGAAAAUUCCCUGAGGGAGUCACUGGGAUCGAAUAAAAAUCUAAACUGUUAUUUUUACAAUUUUCUCCAUGAGAGUACAAAUUAAUACCAGUAAAUUAUAGUUGCUGUGUGCAGCUUAUUGACCUAAAUCCUGAUUACUAGAAUCACAAAUGUAGGAGAAAGACGUUCAGCAUUCAUAAUGCAACAUGAACUAUUUCAAGGGAAUGCAAAAGAAAAUAUUUUCCCCAUGUCCUCCAGGGGGUCGUAUUUGUGAAUCUUAGAAAGAUUCACAAAGACAUCAGCUGUUGACGAUUUUCAGUUUCAUCGACUCUUUCGGAUUUAUGACUCGGAUUUAUAAUAGUGAGAGAGAGCCAGACUUUCAGCAGAUAACAGGAAGGCUAAACAGAGUUUUGCUCCGUUUUAUUUUUCUAAGCGUCUAACUUGCAGUUAGGACUUUAAUCACAAGAAUUAGUGGUAUUUAUUCACAUAAAUCCCUGCAAAACGGAGCACUGUAAUUAUGUUUAAUCUUAUUUUUAUUGAAGCUCUGAUACCAUAAGAAUGAAAUGGUAAACAUCACAAUCACAACCGUACCAAGUUCUUACUGUCUGUAAGAAUCAGUUUAUCGUCAUAAUGAUUCAUUAAAAAUAUGUUUCCAGAUUAAUAUACAUAUAUAUAUAUUAAUUAAGAUACAGAUCUGUUUUAUUAGGGGAAACAUACUUUUUAGUCAUUUCUAAGAGAAAUGGUUAAACAGUUUAUUAUAUAUUAAAACAGUAAAAUAUUGACUCCCAUAACUGUAAAAUCAAUAUCGAAGCAUGAGAAAUUUGACUUUUGCAAAUUAUUUUGCAAUUUAAAAGUGAUUUUUAUUUAUUAUCAUAAUUGAUGUCUUUCCUAAAGAGUUUUAUAUCCUCACCGUCUUGUUGCUUAAUCCAGAUUCUAAGUUGUCACCAUUUCUCUAAAGAAAAGGGCAUUUUAAGCCUGUUUUGUGCACAUAAAUAGUAAAUUUCUGUUACAGAAUCAGAUCUGCCUGCGUGCAAAACUAAUGGCAUUAAUGAGUAAUUCCAUUUUUAAUGUAAAUAUUUUAAAGUUUUGACCAGGGUGCCGCUAUCUAUGACAACUUAUCGCUAUCCCCCGGUAAAGCCUUAAUUUAUUGAUGCUAGUGUAGAUGCUGCUCAAGUCUAUUUUUUUAAGUCUUAAUUUAUAUUUUAGUUUAUUGCAAAGGGGAUUGUAGAAUUGUGGUUCAUAUAAUUCACAGGGAUAAUCACUCUAAUUAGUAUUCAUUGCUGUGCCUUUUUGAGUUAUUUUUCACCACUGGCAUUUUUAAAAUGAGUAGCUGUAGCUGAUUGUACUACAGUAGGUUUGUUUUAUUUUUCUAAUUUAUAUCUAAAAUGUAUUUAUAAAUUAAGUUGUACACCAUGGAUGUAAAUAUCUUCUCUGCCUUUUAAGCUGCUUUUUGUUUCCUCUUUUUGGGCAGGCCCUCUUCUGUCAAUAUGUACCUUAUUUUUGGCACUAAUUUACAGAACACUUAUUAGUUUUAAUUUUUAUUUUAGGUUUCAUGCUUACAUCUCAACCAAAGCACUAAAUAAGGGGUUAUUUUUUAUUCUACUUUUUACCAACUGCAGAAAGUAACAGUAAUUACUUUUCUUUUUUGGAUUUAUUACAUUUAGGUAUCUGAUUACUGCAAUAUUUGGUCUGAAGUUUUACUUUAGUAAAAAAAAACACUAAAGUUACCUUUAUAUUUUGUUUUUUGGCCCCACUGUAUUUUUUCUGUGUAGGAAAGAAUAUCUGAAUGUAGUUUAUUGAUUUAAUAAUGACCACUGUCAUUCUGCACUGGUUUUAAUUGUGAGAGAAUUUUAUUUUUGUGUACAUUUUUGCUCCCAAAGGUUUGGGAAGAGGGUAAUAAUAAUAAUAAAAAAAGGAAUAAGAAUUGUUA
Poeciliopsis prolifica (blackstripe livebearer) is the source of this 6257-nucleotide messenger RNA. It is a transcript of the gene lats1, whose product is annotated as large tumor suppressor kinase 1. Bases 284 to 3406 code for a protein of 1040 amino acids. Gene Ontology annotation, biological process: G1/S transition of mitotic cell cycle; peptidyl-serine phosphorylation; regulation of organ growth. The record is from RefSeq and is a predicted model, not a curated record. Lineage: Eukaryota; Metazoa; Chordata; Actinopteri; Cyprinodontiformes; Poeciliidae. Gene Ontology annotation, molecular function: ATP binding; protein serine/threonine kinase activity. The transcript is spliced from 8 exons.